GGCGACGGAGAUGUGAACAGAGCCGUGGUCCUUGGGCUUGAUGAUGCGGUUGGUUGGGCUGCAGUUGCAGGGGGGGGGGGGGGGGGGGGGGGGGGAAGAGGGGGGGGAAAGAAGGAUAAGAAGGGGUAAGAGCUUAGUUGUAAAAGAAAAGGGCGAGAAAGAUUGCGAAAAAAAAAGUAAAAAGUUAAAUUUGAAUUCACUAUGUGUAGGUAACUAGCUGCGCAUUACAGAUAUAUAUCACUUUUUUUUCUUCUUCCAA
This is a messenger RNA of Aureobasidium subglaciale EXF-2481, 259 nucleotides long. RefSeq lists its product as uncharacterized. The transcript has a single exon. NCBI's taxonomy places the organism in Eukaryota, Fungi, Ascomycota, Dothideomycetes, Dothideales, Saccotheciaceae. Bases 41 to 217 code for a protein of 58 amino acids. The record is from RefSeq and is a predicted model, not a curated record.